Camellia sinensis is the source of this 1508-nucleotide messenger RNA. The record is from RefSeq and is a predicted model, not a curated record. Lineage: Eukaryota; Viridiplantae; Streptophyta; Magnoliopsida; Ericales; Theaceae.
CCCCAAACACAGUGCAGGAGCCGCAACACAGUGGGUUUUAGAGAGAGAGAGUGAGAGAGAGAGAGAGAUUGACGAUGCAGAAGUUAAAAGUCCUAUUACCAGUGAGGCGUUCGUUGCAGAGACAUAGCUUUCUCUGCCAUCACAGACAUGGCUUUUCCGCUCAACCCAGCUAUGCCCAAUACGAUGAUAUUCAAAACCAGGUUUUAGUUGAAGGAAGAGCUAAUUCAAGAGCUGCUAUUCUCAAUAGACCAUCUUCACUCAAUUCUCUCACUACUUCUAUGGCGGGUCGGUUAAAAAGACUAUAUGAGUCAUGGGAAGAAAACCCAGAUAUUGGUUCUGUGAUAAUGAAGGGUAAUGGGAGGGCUUUCUGUUCCGGCGCAGAUGUUGUUACCCUUUAUCAGUUGCUUAAUGAAGGGAAGGUUGAAGAAUGUAAAUUUUUUUUUCUCCAAAGAUUGUAUAAGUUCGUGUACCUUUUAGGAACAUAUCUGAAGCCACAUGUGAGAUUAAUUGUAUACGUUUCUCUUCCUGGAAUGUUCUGUGUGGUGACUGAUAAAACCGUCUUUGCUACUCCAGAAGCCCAAAUGGGUUUCCAUCCUGAUGCAGGGGCCUCCUACUAUCUCUCCCGUCUACCUGGUUAUUUAGGGGAAUACUUGGCUCUAACAGGGGAAAAACUUAAUGGAGUGGAAAUGAUUGCCUGUGGCCUUGCUACACAUUAUUCACUGAAUGCAAGACUUGCUUCGGUUGAAGAACGCCUCGGUAAAUUGAUCACAGAUGAUCCUUCUGUCAUUGAAGAUUCUCUUGCACAAUAUGGUGACCUUGUCUACCCCAAUAAGAGGAGUAUUCUCCAUAAGAUUGAAGCAGUUGAUAAAUGUUUCAGCCAAGAUACUGUUGAAGAAAUUAUUGAUGCGCUGGAAAAUGAGGCGGCAGAGUCUUAUGAUGAAUGGAGUACAACAGCCCUUAAGAAACUGAAAGAGGCAUCCCCGUUGAGUUUAAAAGUCACUUUACAAUCUAUACGAGAAGGUAGGUUUCAAUCUCUGGACCGUUGUCUUGUUCGUGAGUAUUGUUUGUCCUUGAAUUGGAUCACCAAACAGGUCUCUAAUGAUUUCUGUGAGGGUGUUCGUGCACGACUGGUUGAUAAGGAUUUUGCUCCAAAGUGGGAGCCUUCAAGUUUAGGAGAAGUGACUAAGGACAUUGUUGACUACUAUUUCGCUCCCCUCGAUGAAUCUGAGCCUGAAUUGGACUUGCCCACAGCAUUGAGAGAACCGUCUGUUUAGAGUUCCCACCAUAUUUUCCACAAGGGGAACUGUUAAAUUUUGGAAUUGUCAUAGGCAUGGGCGGAGCUUUGCAUAGAAUAGUGGGUUCAAUUGAAACCACUCAACUUUGAAUUAUUUUUUUAGAAUUAUGUAGUAUUAUAUAAAAUUUUUGGGAGGUUGUCAUAAAUUGACACUAUUAAAAUUGUUCAAAAAAAUAUAUAUAUCAAAAAAAAAAAAAAAGAGUUUAAAAAAUAA